UGCAAAUUCCAAGAUAAUGUCAAGGGGGGAAAAGAAAAGGAGGAAGGGAAAGGAAACUCCGGUAAGGCCAAAACCAGGGGCAGCCCGCUCAUCGCAGCUGUUUCACAAUCCGGUCCUCCCCCAGGCAGUCUCGGAUCUUCUGCGGGGAGAUAGACCCCAGAAGGGCUUAACAGGGCACACGCCUGGGCGCACGGGAUCCGGGGCGGUUUCGCGGGCCUGUGGGCUCCCACCGUUGGUUGAAGGGUGCGACGCGCGGAGGCGGCCGCACGGGCGAAACCGGCGGCGCGGCCGAUCACCCACACAGCUCCGCUCCCCCAAUAAAAGUCCCACCCCGCGGCCGGUUCCUUUCGGCGCAGCGUACGAGAGCAGUGGAGAGCGAGCGAGGGUACAAGUGGUGGUUGAGGCUUUUGAGAUCGGUGGUUUGUCGAUGGAGAGAGGCGACGGAGGGGGGAUGGCGCCGCGGGGCGGCGGCGUGGUGGGGUCAGCGGCAAUGCUGGGGCUGGACAUGCACCUCGCGGCGCACCCUCAGCAGAUGCUCCCCGCCGCGUUCCAGCAGCAACCGGACCACCACCACAGCGGCGGUUUCCAGCUCCAGCAGCCGGAGCCUGUGAGGCAGCAGCAGCCGUCAUCGUUCUCGCCAUACUCCACGUCGUCGUCGAGGGCGGGACACGACGAGGAGAUGAUGCUGGGAAACGGCUGCGGCGGGAAGGGAGUGGUGCAGCAGCAGCAGGCGGGGUGCCCGUGGACCAGGAUGAAGUGGACGGACGCCAUGGUGCGGCUGCUCAUCAGGGUGGUGUACAGCGUCGGAGACGACGGGGAGGGCAUGGCAGCGGCUGGCGGUGGUGGUGGAAGCAAGGCGGCGGCGGGGCACGGGAAGUCGGGCUCGUCCACGGCGCACGGGCACGCCGCGGCGCAGCAGCAGAAGAAGGGCAAGUGGAAGUCGGUGUCGCGCGCCAUGAUGGACAAGGGCUUCCUGGUGUCGCCGCAGCAGUGCGAGGACAAGUUCAACGACCUCAACAAGCGGUACAAGCGCGUCGUCGACCUGCUCGGUCGCGGCCGGGCGUGCCGGGUGGUCGAGAACCACGCGCUGCUCGACGCCAUCGACGAGCUCACGCCCAAGGCCAAGGAGGAGGCGCGCAAGCUGCUCAGCUCCAAGCACCUCUUCUUCCGCGAGAUGUGCGCGUACCACAACAGCGGCGCGGCCGGCUCGUCGCACGUGGCGCCGCACGCCGCCGCCGCGGCGGGCGAUGCCGCCUGCCUCCACCAUCCGCCGCCAGCGCCCGUGGCUGCCGCCUCGUCCGCCGCUCAUCGCCAGGCGCAUGCGGCUCCGUCGAUGAAGGAUUCCUCCGCCGACGCGGGAGAAGACGACGACGACAGCGAGGACGCCGUGAGCAACAACGAGGAGGAUGACGAGGACGACUACGACAAUGACGAUGACGGCCACAUGUACCACCGCCUCCAACACCACAACGGCGGCGGGCGCGGCAAGCGCGGGCGUGGUGCCGGCGACGGCGCGGCGGGGGAUGACCUCGAGGACGAGCUGGAGGGCGGUGGGAAGCGCGCGAGGACGGCAUCGGACCAGCCGUCGGCUAUGGUGCAGCAGCUGCAGAGCGAGCUGGCGUCCGCGAGAGCGGCGAUAACAGACCCGCAGCAGAUGCGGUGCUGGAUGCGCCGUCGCGCAGUGGAGGUGGAAGAGCAGCAGGUGGCCCUGGAGCGCCGCGCAUACCAGCUGGAGCGGCAGCGGCUCAAGUGGGAGCGGUUCCGCGCCAACAAGGAGCGCGACAUGGAGCGAGCGCGCCUCCUGAACGACCGCCUCCGCAUCGACGGCCGCCGCAUGCUGCUUAUGCUCCGACACAGGGACCUCGAGCUCGAUAUCGCCGAGGCCAACUCGUCCUCCGUCGACCACCAACCCGGCGCGCUGCCGCUCGCCGCGCACCAGCAGCAGCAGAUUGGCUCCAGCCCCUCCACCGCCGGCCACCCCAACUAGCAUCAUGCCACUCUUGGUAGCAGUAGCGCUUCCGUACCUUUCUACUCUUGGUAGCAGUAGCACUUCUUUUUAGGAAAGAAAGCUUUAGUACUAGUGUUACUGUAUUAGUAACUGUUGAUCGAUAAAAAUUUAAAAUUAGAUCACAUAUAUAAGCGUAUUUAUUAAAAUAAAUAAUAUGUAGUCGUAUU
This is a messenger RNA of Phragmites australis (common reed), 2175 nucleotides long. RefSeq lists its product as uncharacterized. The record is from RefSeq and is a predicted model, not a curated record. Bases 17 to 1987 code for a protein of 656 amino acids. NCBI's taxonomy places the organism in Eukaryota, Viridiplantae, Streptophyta, Magnoliopsida, Poales, Poaceae. The transcript has a single exon.